AUGCUCGUCACUCCGACAAGGGUCUCGUGCUGCGCGGACAAGACAUUUCGCAACUCCAUCAGGGCAAGUAGCUUUGAGUCCUCUAGAGCCGACUACGCCCUUCGGCUACAAGCCCUCCGCGACGUCCAAAAAUCCAACAAACGACCCCUGACACUGUCUGAAAAGGUUCUUUACAGCCAUCUGAUACCCGGUGAAGAAGGAUGGGUUCUCGACGAAAUAAAAAGAGGCAAGACGAUACUGCGUCUGCGACCGGAUCGGGUUGCCUGUCAUGACGCGACGGCGACCAUGGCGUUGCUCCAAUUCAUAAGCGCUGGUCUGCCGCGAGUCAGAGUCCCAACUUCGGUUCAUAGCGACCACUUGAUCGUGGCCGAAAAGGGAGACAAGGAGGAUUUGUCAAGAGCUGCCAGCGACCACCGGGAGGUGUAUGCCUUUCUGAGUUCCGCGACGAAGAAAUACGGGAUAGGUUAUUGGAAACCGGGCGCCGGUAUCAUUCACACAACCAUCUUUGAGAACUACGCUUUCCCUGGUGGUCUGAUGAUUGGUACGGAUUCUCACACACCGAACGCGGGUGGCAUGGGUAUGCUGGGAAUUGGCGUUGGCGGCGCCGAUGCGGUUGAUGCAAUGUCCGGCAUGCCUUGGGAACUCGCGUGUCCGAAGGUGGUCGGCGUGCGUCUGACGGGCAAGCUCCAGGGAUGGAGCUCUUCGAAAGACAUCAUCUGCAAGCUAGCGGGUAUCCUCACGGUUUCUGGGGGUAAAGGAAGGAUCAUCGAGUUCUUUGGCCCCGGCACCGAAACCCUCGGAGCGACUGCGAUGGCUACAGUCUGCAACAUGUCCGCAGAAAUCGGGUCGACGUCCUGCAUAUUCCCAUACUCGGAAGCCAUGUCACGAUAUCUUUCGGCAACAAAACGGAAGGGCAUCGCCAAGUACGCCGACUCCUUCAAGCAAGAGCUUCUUAUUGCCGACGAAGGCAGCGACCGAUACUACGACGACAUCAUCGAAAUCGACCUAUCGACCCUCGAACCCCACAUCAACGGCCCCUUCACUCCCGACCUCGCCCACCCCCUCUCUCAGUUCAAAGACCAUGUUAGCGAAAGCUCUUGGCCUACGAAUCUGAGCUGCAGCCUCGUGGGCAGCUGUACCAACAGCUCGUACGAGGAUCUCGAAAAGGUCCGCGACCUUGUGAUACAGGCGAAGAAGGCUGGGCUGGAUCGUCCAAAGACACCAUUCUUGGUCAGCCCAGGGAGCGAACAGAUUCGAGCGACAGCUGAAGAGGAGGGUAUUCUUGAGACGCUACGACAAGCUGGUGCAACUGUCUUGAGCAACUCUUGCGGGCCUUGUGUCGGUCAAUGGGAUAGGAAAGAUGUCGAUGUCAAGGGGGCUGAAAAGAACUCCGUCAUCUCCAGCUUCAACAGAAAUUUCACUGGCCGACACGAUAGCAACCCUGCAACCCACUCCUUUGUCACAUCCCCAGAGCUGGCGACAGCUUUCGCUUUCGCAGGCAACUUGACCUUCAACCCCAUCACAGACGCCAUUCCUGUGCCCGGCGCGACAACGCCUUUCCGAUUCACACCUCCAAAAGCGGAAGAGCUUCCCGUCGCCUUCUUCCCUGGCGCCGAUCGAUUCCAACCGCCAGUGAUGACCGACACUUCGGAGUUGACCGUCAACAUCGAUCCUAAGAGCGACCGACUACAGCUCCUAACGCCGUUUGCGCCAUGGCAGCCAGGAAACGCGAGUAACCUGACUGUCCUCAUCAAGGUCCGUGGCAAGUGUACAACAGACCACAUCUCCCCCGCAGGUCCUUGGUACAAUUACCGCGGCCACCUCGAGAACAUCAGCAACAACCUCCUCCUCGGCGCCACCAACGACUUCCUGCCAGAUGCAAGCACCCUCCAGAUGAUUGGCAAGGCCAAGGACCCCGUAGAUGGCGACAAGAUCAAGCCCGUACCUCAAGCAGCACGGAGCUUGAAGGAAGCGGGUAUCAGGUGGUGCAUCAUUGGCGACAACAACUACGGCGAAGGCAGCUCCCGCGAGCACGCUGCGCUGGAGCCCCGAUAUCUGGGUGGCGUUGCUGUCAUCACCCGGGGUUUUGCCAGAAUUCACGAGACGAAUCUGAAGAAGCAAGGAAUGCUCCCUCUAACAUUCGCUCACCCUGCCGACUACGACAAGAUUCGGGAUGGAGAUAAGAUCACGCUUUUGGAUGUCGAGGAGGGAGAAUUGCAACCCGGGAAACAGGUCACGAUGGAGGUCGUCACGAAGGAAGGGUCGAGGUGGAAGGCGAAGCUGAAUCACUCGUACGAGUUGAAUCAGAUCGAGUGGCUGCGGGCUGGCAGUGCACUCAACUACAUCAAGCGAGUUGCCCUUGGACAGAGCGAAUGA
Colletotrichum chrysophilum is the source of this 2376-nucleotide messenger RNA. RefSeq lists its product as uncharacterized. The record is from RefSeq and is a predicted model, not a curated record. Lineage: Eukaryota; Fungi; Ascomycota; Sordariomycetes; Glomerellales; Glomerellaceae. Bases 1 to 2376 code for a protein of 791 amino acids. Gene Ontology annotation, biological process: tricarboxylic acid cycle. The transcript has 2 exons. Gene Ontology annotation, cellular component: cytosol; mitochondrion. Gene Ontology annotation, molecular function: aconitate hydratase activity; 4 iron, 4 sulfur cluster binding.